AUGGCUUGCCUCGGCGUCCGUCAGACCCUCAUCCAACAGCUCAGGGGUAAAGAUCUUCGUAUUCCGGAUCUCAGCCUGCUCUUCAAAGAAUGGCCAAAAGACGCAAGCCCUUGCCUGGAAGGCCUUCGAACUCUUUCUGGAGAGCGGAUCGCAAGCUUCACUGAGUUGCCCAAGAGCCGGAUUUCAAUGUCAAAAAUCGAUGUAGGACUGUUCAUAUCAACUUGGUACCCUGGAGUGAACCUGGAACGGGGAGAUAUCCUGUGUUGUGUAGUCCUCUGGGUGCGUUCACUUUCUUGUCAAGUUGCUUUUCGACUGACUCCAGCAGAAAUCGAUGAAAAGGGGGGGCAUCUGUACGACAAUCUUCAAGCCGCACACGUUUUCCGGCGAGAAACCCUCGAAUACGUGCGACACUGCCUUCGUCUUUCCGACAAUGAGGCCUCCCAUGAAGUCCGGACGAAUUAUAUCAUCGCUUUCUUCAAAGUGAUUGGCGAUGCGGUGUGCGAGGCUUAUGACUACGAUCACCGAGAGAUUCUUUUCGAUGAGAUCAAGUUCUUCAUAGAGACCUCCGAAACAGAACAGCAGCGUCGGCUUGGCCCUGAGCUCCCGUCUACGCGAGAAUACAUUGCAACCAGGAUGGGAACAGGCGCAGUCAACGUCUGCUUGUUCUUCAUUGACUAUGCCUGCGGGGUCUCUGUCCCGAUCGAAGUCCUCAGAGAGGUGAAAAUGAGGACAUUAUGGGACCAGGCGAACAUUCUCGUAUGGGCCGUCAAUGACCUCCUCUCUCUUAAGAAAGAGAUAGCACAGCAAACGGUCGAGAGCAUUGUCCCCUUGCUCUUCAGAGAAACGGAAAGUCUUGAUGUUGCAGUCUCCAUGGUCACUGAAAUGAUCCACAAGGCUAUCACUGGAUUCAACCAUGCCGCCGAGUGCCUGAUGGCUAAGUUUUCCGAUGAUGAAACAUUAGCGGCUAACCUCAAGACUUACAUUGAUGGUUGUAAAUACAUCUGCACUGGCAACCUGACUUGGAGUCUUCAGACAGGCCGGUAUGGCCUUUCGCAGCAUUCAAUUUCCGGGGGCUUGGCUAUGCGCUUGUAA
Messenger RNA from Colletotrichum costaricense, 1092 nucleotides. RefSeq lists its product as uncharacterized. The transcript has 7 exons. Bases 1 to 1092 code for a protein of 363 amino acids. The record is from RefSeq and is a predicted model, not a curated record. NCBI's taxonomy places the organism in Eukaryota, Fungi, Ascomycota, Sordariomycetes, Glomerellales, Glomerellaceae.